GGAGAAUUUAAAAUAUUCUUUUUCUUUUCUUUUUUAAUACAAUUUAUAUAAUCUUUCUAUUGCUUCUUCCUACCCAGUAUCUUUUUUAAUAAUAUUUAUUAUGGUUCAAUUUAGACAAAAUACGCGUAAUAUGGAUUUAAGAUCUACUGAACUUUUAAAUUUAUACAUUUAUGAUUAUUGUAAAAAAAAGAAGUUUCAUCAAACUGCACAAGCAUUUUCAACUGAAGCUAAUGUUCCCAUUGAUGAACCCAUUCCUAAUGAUACUGAAACUCCUUUCUUACAAGACUGGUGGUGUAUAUUAAACGACCUUUAUAUGGCUAAGAAAAAGGAUGCUGAAGCAAGUAAGGAAGCUGUUGCUUAUGAUGAGCGUCAUACCCAAAUAAGAAUUAAACGGGAAGAAGCAUUAGAAAAACAAAGAGCUUAUAAUAUUCAUCAAGCCCAACAGUUGGCCGAACAGCAAGCCCAACAAUUAGCUGAACAGCAAGCUCAGCAACAAGCUCAGCAACAAGCCCAACAACAAGCUCAAGCUCAAGCCCAAGCACAGGCACAGGCACAGGCACAAGCUCAAGCUCAAGCUCAAGCACAAGCACAGGCGCAAGCACAGGCGCAAGCACAAGCUCAAGCUCAGCAGCGUAGAGCUUCAUUACAAAGAGUAAAUCAAUCUCCACAAAUACCUUUCCAUCAACAACAACAACAGCAAAUAUAUUAUGAACAACAGGGCAGUCGCCCAUCUCCCGCUAAUAGUGCUGCAUCAUUACCUAAUAAUAGUGGGAUGCCACCACCUCCACAUAAUAAUACAAUCGUAAAUACACCUCAAAGCAUGCCUGCUAACUUAAAUCAACAGCAUAGGAUGGCUGCUGGGACUUCACCUUCUUUUUCACCUCGUCAACAAAUACAACAACAAGCUGGCCCUCAUCCUGAAGGUAUGAUGUCAUCUCCUAUGGCUGGCCAUCAAUUAUCUAUUCAACAACAAAAUAUGUUAAAUGCUCAAAGAGCUCAACAACAACAACAACAACAGAAUGCUCUCGUAAUAGCCGCUAUGAAUGCAGUAGGUCUUGGAGGUCGUGAUCAACAAACUUUAACUCCAGAAGAAAAGGCUAUUGUUCAAAUGCAAAUAAGAAGAUAUCAAAUGGCUCAACAAGCUAAUAUCAUGAGAAAUAAUCCUAAUAUGUUAGCAAAUAAUCCACAAGCGCAAGCUCGUCUUCAAAUGCAUCAACAAGCAAUGUUUCAACAGCAACAGCAUCAACAAGCAAUGAUUCAACAGCAACAAUUAGCCCAGCAACAGCAGUUGGCUCAACAACAGCAACAGCAACAACAACAGCAACAACAGCAACAACAACAAAUAGCUCAACAGCAACAUGCUCAAGCUGCUACUCCUCAGCAGCAAAGACAGCAGUUACCUCAAACUACUCCUCAACAACAGCAAGCACAUUUAAAUCAACAAUCUCUUAAUUUGCAACAACAUCCAAUGAAUCAAAGCCCACAGGUAGAUUUAUCUCAACGUGGAAUUGGUCCAACAGCUGGACCUGGUAAUCUUACUGGACAAGCCCGGCCUCAUAUGAUUGGCCCAGGCGGUCAAAUAGCUAUGAAUCCAAAUAUGCAAAGCCCUAAUAUGAUGAGUGGUGGUAUGCCUUUUAACGGUGAUGUAAAUCUUAUGCUUGCUCAACAUAUGAUGAAUAAAGGGCAAAUACCACCUGGAUUAUCUCCUCAACAGCAACAACAAUUUUUAGCUACUCAACAACAAAGAAUGAUGAAUCAACGUCGUUUGAUGCAGCAGCAAGCACAACAAGCACAAGCACAAGCACAAGCACAAGCACAAGCACAUGCAGCUAAGGCUCAGGCUCAAGCUCAAGCUCAAGCACAGGCUCAGGCUCAAGUUCAAGCCCAAGCUCAAGCUCAAGCACAAAAUCAACCUCAACAUCCUCAGGCAACACCUCAACAAAAAUCUCAGCAAUUGCCGUCACAAAACAUGAAUAAUCAGGGCAGUAACACAUCACCUAAUAUAAAUCCUACGACAGUGAGUCCAAAUAAUGCUAGUAUAUCUACUGGUAAUGAAUCUCCUGAAGGAACAGAUAAAAAGAAAAAUAUUGCAGUUGCUCUUUACCAACGUCGACAAGCACAUCAUGUUAUGCAGCAAGCUCAGCAGCAAGUUCAGCAACAACAAACUCAAACAACAACAUCAACACCAACACAAGCUCAAACAACACAAGCUCAAAAGAGACAGAGGACAAAUAAUGGUGGUAAUAACCCAGUCACACCUCAACAAGCACCUCCUUCUCCACAAUUAAAGCAUAAAGCUAGUCCUCAUGCUCAACAACAAAAUCUUAAUGAUGAAUCAUCCAUGAUGACUAUGCCUCAAAGAUUAGCAGCUCAACAACAACAACAACAAAUGAAUUCGCCUCAGAUAAAUCGUAAUAAUAAUGUAAGUAGUAAUACCCCUCAGCAACAACAACCUAAUAUGACAUGGACUACCACUACUAAUGAUAUGGGUUCACCUAUGAAUAAUGAUUCUCAACAGCCAACAUCAGUGAACAAUCCAAGCAGUAUGGCAGCAGCAGCAGCAGCAGCAGCAGCCAAUAACGUGCUUUCUUUUGAUCUUGAACGCUUUAUGAUGGGUGAUAGUGGAGAUUUUGGUGAGAUGUUUGCUUCUGGUGACGAUGGAGCAGAACAAAACUUAUUGAUGGGAGGAGAUAAUGGUGACCUUGAUUCAUUUGGAGGUAGUUUCCUUGCAAGUAUGGGUGGCGGUCUUGAUCUUGAAAAUGCAAUGAUUGGUAGCGGACAACAAGGGUUAAUGAAUAUGAAUAAUCAGCAACCCUCUUUAUUACAUCUUUACUCUGAACUUACUGGGCAUACGAAUAAGGUAUCUACAGUCUCAUUUUCUAUGGAUGGUAAAUGGUUAGCUAGUGCUGGACAUGAUCGUAAAGUGAUGAUUUGGAACGUUCAAGAGAAAAAAGUGAUUUAUUCUUUAGAUGGUCAUACUUCUAAUAUUACUUGUGCCAGAUGGAGUAAUGAUGGCCGUCAUCUUUUAGCAACAUCAUCCUAUGAUAAAACAUUACGUAUUUGGGAUAUAGGGUCAGCUAUUGCUGCAAGUGCAGAUAAAGAAAGUAAAGAAGAGGAAGCAGAAAAUGAAAGUGCUAUUCCUAUUCCUAAGCAAAUCUUGAAAUUUGAUUGUCGUGCUCAAGUCACUGCUGUUGAUUUUGCACCAGGAAGACCUGGUAUUAUUUGUUCUCUUGAUGCAGAAGGAGAAUUGAACGUGUGGGACUUGAAUAAUGGUGCCUGUGAAAAAUCGAUCAAGUUAACACAAUCCAAGUCCGGUUUUUCACCCAACCCUAUGCGGUUCCAUCCUAAGAAUGCGUCCAUCCUUGCUUGUGCAGUUGGGAAUCAAAUUUUCAUUGUUGAUCUUACCUCUGCUCAAACUGGAUCUUCAAGUGGUAUUCGUACGAUCACGACUGAUCAUAGUAAGAAUGUAUGUUGCUUUGAUUGGUCAGUAGAUGGUAACUUUCUUGUUGCUUCCUCAGAGGAUAAGAUUUGUGUAUAUGAAAGUGCACAUUGGAAAUGUGUAGCCAGUCAAAUACCACAAUCUAAGGUAUCUGGUUGUGCAUUUGUUAAAAAUGGUCGUGAGAAGCCAUCCUUAUUAUUUGGUGGAUAUCAAGAGGUGUUUUUAUGGGAGUUUGGUGUGCCUGGUGCUCAGCCACAACAAGCAGGAUUCCAGCCAGGCAUGGUAGUCAACAUUGCCUGUAGUUCAGUAGGGGGUUUAAUUGCCACUGCAAGCCAUCACCAGAAAGAAAAGAAUUUAAUAUUAUGGACUAUUUAAAAAGAAAGAAAGAAAGAAAAAAAUUUUUUUAUAUAUAUCCAAGUAGUAGAUUCUUUUUAAUUAUUUAAGUAUAUCUAUUUUAUUUAAUACA
Molecule: messenger RNA, 3905 nt
Organism: Cokeromyces recurvatus
Lineage: Eukaryota; Fungi; Mucoromycota; Mucoromycetes; Mucorales; Mucoraceae
Exons: 7
Coding region: 101-3814 (1237 amino acids)
Molecular function (GO): transcription corepressor activity; protein binding
Source: RefSeq, a predicted model, not a curated record